AUGGGGAUCGACAUUAUUGCAGGCGGCCGUGUGAAGAACAAGGUGCGCACAGCAAAGACCGAGAACCCUUACAUCCUCCUGCUGUGCAAGCUGUACAAGUUCCUUGCUCGCCGGACCGACUCGAAGUUCAACAAGGUGAUCUGCAAGAGGCUCAACAUGUCUGGCCGCAAUCGUCCGCCCCUGUCCCUGUCGAAACUUGCGAAGCAGAUGGCCAACAAAGAGGGCAAGACCGCAGUUGUGGUGGGCACGGUCACCGAUGACAAGCGCUUGUAUGAUGUUCCUUCGAUGUCGGUGUGCGGCCUGCGCUUUACCGAGACCGCCCGUGCUCGCAUCACUAAGGCCGGUGGUGAGUGCAUCACUUUCGACCAGCUGGCCAUGCGCUCCCCAUUGGGCAAGGGCACGGUGCUGCUGCGUGGCCCCGUCAAGGGUCGCGAGGCAGAACGCCACUUCGGCAAGGCGCCGGGCGUGCCGAACAGCAAGACUGCGCCGUACGUUCGCUCAAAGGGCCGCAAGUUCGAGAAGAGCCGCGGCCGCAGGAAGUCCCGUGGCUUCAAGGUGUAA
This is a messenger RNA of Symbiodinium necroappetens, 561 nucleotides long. The record is from the annotation of a GenBank genome assembly. NCBI's taxonomy places the organism in Eukaryota, Dinophyceae, Suessiales, Symbiodiniaceae.